Acanthopagrus latus (yellowfin seabream) is the source of this 5598-nucleotide messenger RNA. RefSeq lists its product as uncharacterized. Lineage: Eukaryota; Metazoa; Chordata; Actinopteri; Spariformes; Sparidae. Gene Ontology annotation, molecular function: actin filament binding. The record is from RefSeq and is a predicted model, not a curated record. The transcript has 10 exons. Gene Ontology annotation, biological process: nuclear migration. Bases 2372 to 4924 code for a protein of 850 amino acids. Gene Ontology annotation, cellular component: cytoplasm; meiotic nuclear membrane microtubule tethering complex; nuclear outer membrane.
GCACAACAAGGUGGCAGAAAGCAACUCAAAGAAUGAAAAGGCGUGACUUCUGGAGGCUCAGGAGUGUCACGUGCGAUGUUCCUUGGACAGUUUCCUGCCUUCCACGGCGGUGAUGGCCUCGCUCUGUAGCCAUCACCUUUCUUGAGGCAGGCAGAGUAAAAACCUUGACAGCCUGAUAUUGUUUGAAACAGGUGAAGCUCUUCCUGUCAGACACUUUCAGCUGUCACAAAAAAAAAAAAUCACAUAAUCUUUCACCUGCUUGGAUCAAUUUCUGCAAUAAAUUAACUUUUUUAAAAUGGCUUUCACUCUUUUUUUUAUUGUGGAAAGGUUCCCUCAAGAACAAACGAGACCUCUGCUUCAGUUAUUGGGCCUUCUUGUGCUAAUUUAAUUUUAUGAUUGUUUAAUGUCCGCCUCCAUCAGCUGGUGCUGAAAUAAUUUAUAAAUGACACGUGUAAUACAGUUCUCUAAUAAGUGAUUCUGUUCACUGAUGGAAGAAUUCUCUCAUUAAAGAUUCAUGGAGGUUGCCUGCUGAGGUCUGAUGAGCAGCGCUACAGAACUAAUAAAAUGUGGGUCGCUGCAUAAAGUGUGGACUGUCUUCACGGCUUCACUGCCCCAUAUUGAGAUUCAAGAUGAGGGUUUAGCUCCCCACAGAUAUUCAGAAGUGAUUAAAAAACUUUGCCCUGCGUGUUCUUUAAUAAAUGCUGCAUUUUGUAAAGUGAGCCCAUUACGUGUCAUACAUUUUUCAAAAUAAAGGGAAGGUUACUGACACCGUAAGCAGUUUUUUUAAAGCUGCAGAAGAAAAUAAAAGCACAUGUAAAAAAGUAUCAAACAUAAUUUCACCAAUGAGAAUCUUCAGUAACACACUGCAUAUUAUCGUAAUACAGCAUUUUAUGAAACCCACCUGCAGGCGAGAAGGAAAGAUGCCAGCAGCUGAUUGAGAACUAAAGGAUUUAAAGGAUAAUUCCCACUUUUUCAAUGUUUAUGAGUCACCAAAUUGAAAAAAAAAAGCCAUGUCACUCUCCAAAUAUAUUAAAACUGUUACAAAUUAGCAUCAUCAGGGGCCAUGUUGGCCCAGAGGGCUUUUUGAAUGCAUUAAAACAUGUACUGUUUUUCUCGCAGCUCUGUUUAUUAGUUGUCAUAAUUAAAAAAGAAGCAUUAUAUAUAUAUACACAACUGUCCAGGUCGAGUUGAAAGAUAAAGUUACUGUGUGUUUGAGUUGUAAAAUCCAGUUUUGUGCAGUGUUUUGGCUUCAGAUUGUAAAUGAUAAAAAAAGAAGAAAAUUCAGUCGAGUCACAAAUCGUUUCUGGAGCUUCACAACAAAACAGCUGAAGCAGCCGGAGACUCGAUAUAAUAAGAGAACGACGGAAAAAAACAAAACAUGAAAUGUCUCAAUACAGCUCGGCUGGCGUUAUCAAAAUCUCCAGAAGCCCUGAGAACCUACAAUGAUUUUAAAAACGCAUUAUUUACAUCCACUUCAGACCAGUUGCAUGCUAGCACUUUUAGCUUAGCAGGUACCCUGAGAACUUUGACUUGAAGAAGGGCGUGAAUAACCUCUUUUCAAAUCUCUUUAGGAUCUCAGGGGUUCUGGAGGCAUAGGUAACCUUGAUUUUCUUCCUGUUGUCUCCAUCUACUUCAGUCCUUUAGGAGAAUGCUGCAAUGCUGUUUUGUGGUGAAGCUCCAGAAUUUACAUGGUGGACAGCAGAUAACGAGUACAUUUUCAGUUUUAGGACGACCUUAUCCUUGGCUGACUGAAGUCUGGUUUUCUGUCCCUUCGUGUCCUGUGAUUUCUCUGCUGUCACUAUUUAAUGAAAGCAUAAAAUACAAGUUAAAACGAGUCUGUCUCUUAAACCCCUGCUGUAGAUAACACAUGUGUUUUUUUAUGUGCAGAUGCUGUAAAGUGCCCUCAGUAAAACCUUUGCACCAUCUGCUCAUUCCUGAGUGGGUCAGACUUUUCAUUCCUGGAGUCUGAGCUGAAACUACUUCAGCCAGUGAAUCACUCUGAUGAGAUUUAUUACAGGCCUCUGCAGAAAAGAACCUAACACAGCGAUCCCGGCUGAUUCCUCCAUUUUAACGGUUAAGGACUCCAUGCGACGGCCCCCUCUGACAGGACUUCAUGAACCGCACCCUGCCAAUAGGAUUUAGGCUGAGCUGUGUUGAGGGAGUGGAAGAGCUGAUCAACACCUCAGAGGGAGGUUUCUGUCUGGGUCUCAGCGUGUUCAGGCAAGACACGCUGCUUCCACUUUGCAUUUUCUUCGUCCUCAUUCUGUAAGGAAACCUCAGCGCGCCACUCAUUACUUCAAGUCUUUGACAUUUUGAAUUGUUCUCCUAUCUGAUCUGCACAAUGUCUCAGUGGAAGUGAGACGGAAGUUAAAUGAGAAUGCCAGACGAGGCCAACAGGGACUCACCAAAGAAAUCAGUGGGAGAGAUCAGUGAUCAACAUGAGCAGCCUCAAGACGAGAGGAAAGCAGCGCAGACGAGGACCUUCACCAGAUGGAUGAAUGUGUUCCUGCAGAGAAGUGAUCCUCCAGUCGCGGUGCACGACCUGUUCACAGACAUUCAGGACGGCAGAAUACUCAUGGCUCUGCUGGAGGAGCUGUCUGGCUGCAAACUACUUUACAGGUUCAGGUCGUCUUCUCACCGUCUCUUCAGACUCAACAACAUUUCCAAGGCUCUGUCUUUCCUGGAUGACAGACAUGUGAAGCUGGUUGGCAUCGAUGCCUCUGGUAUUGCUGAUGGCGUCCCGUCUGUUGUUCUGAAUCUCAUCUGGAACAUCAUCCUCUACUUCCAGGUAAAGGCUGCGACGAGAGGCCUCCAGAGGCAUUUGUCUUGCAGCCUUUCUUCCUUAUCAAUGAGCAGUUACCCCUCCUCCACUGACCUCUCACCCCCGCCAAAUGACAUUGGCAGCUACUCCUGCAGCACCCUGCCAAGCAAAGGCAGGAAGGCUGCCAGGAAGCCAAAGUACCAUGGGAAAGCAAUCAAGACUCUGCUGCAGUGGGUCCAAAGAUGCACAUCAAAGUUUGGGGUGGAUGUGCAUGACUUUGGGAAGAGCUGGAGGAGUGGGCUGGCAUUCUUAGCAAUGAUUAAGUCCAUAAAUCCAGCCUUGGUUGACCUGAGGGAGAGCAUGCAUCGAGAGCCGAGUGAAAACCUCCAGCUGGCUUUCUCGAUAGCCCAUCAUGGCUUGGAUAUAGCACCUCUGCUGGAGCCUGAAGAUGUGUCAUGCACCACGCCAGAUGAGCAGUCCAUCAUCACCUAUGUGUCUAUGUUCCUCAGGCAUUGUUCUGGGCUAGAUGAGGAUCGUACAGACACUGAAGUUCCUUAUAUCCCAAAUUUUGGAUCACUUGAGUCAGUGAACUUGAGGCAGACGUCUGCAGAUGACCCAGAAGCACAAGCUUUGCUGAGAAGCUUUGAGAGGAGCAGUGAGCAGCUCCUGUGGAAGCAGUGGGCUAGGAGACCGUCAGGGAGCCUCCGAGCCACCUCACCUCACACCAGUUCCUCUGACCUCUCCUCCAGCGGCAGUGACAUCUUUUCAUCCUGUCGUAGCCAAAGCAUGACGGAACUAUCCGUGGGCAGCGCUGCCAUCUCUCCGUUUAACAAAAAGAAAAACGGGUCUCGAGGCAUUUUAAAGCCACCCAGUCCGCUGGACGCGAGGGUAGUCAGCCAGGAUAUUCGAUCAUGGUUGGAGAAAGCGUCUGCGGAUCAGGACUACAACAAGCCAAGAGUAGAUGAAAGUCACUUUUCUCUGAGCUCCGAGGAAGGAAUCUACAGCUUGUCAGCGCUGGACUCAGAUGAGGAGGAGGCCUACAGCUACAUCCUGGAUCUGAAUAAAGAGGUUUGCCAACCGUAUAAUCAGCCGAAAAGACAAGUACCCAGGGUUGAAGAGGAAACAGCGGAGGAAAUGUUCCUGAAUGGACAGCAGACGGAUGAGUCUGAACAUCUGGAAGUAUUUGAGAUGUUAAACAGCAAUGGAUGUAAACAUCAAGACGGCUCACUUGCACAACAUGUUGAAUCAGACGACGGCGCUCAGUCAGCGGUUCACAUGAAGCCUGAUUGGGACGAGGAUGAAAUCAGUUCCAGAGAGAUGGCAAACACCGGAGCUGUGUUUGACUCUGAGCCAGAGGGACAGGAAGAGGAGAGAGUUGUCAGCGGACAGAGUAAUGAUGAGGGUGAUUACAGUGAGGAAGAGAGGAAGACGGAGAAGACAGAAAGUGCCAAAUUGGAGACACAUGGAUUGGAUGAAACGGAGACUCGGGUGGAUGAAUCCGAGGAAACAAAGCGUUUUGAAGUGGCUAGUUGGGAGGAAGAGCUUGAGGAAGAAACAAAAAGAGGGCUGUUUGAAAAAUGUGGACAAGUGAGUGAGAAGCGAGUGACAGGCGGAGAGGAAGAGGAAGCCAAUUUGAUGAUGUUUGAGGAAGGGCAGGGAAGAAAGUUUGGAAAAGAAAAAGAUGAAGAGGGUAACGUAGCGGAGGAAGAGAUGGAGAGUGUUAGCGAGGAUGUAAAUGAAGUGAGAGGAGCCGGAGCAACGACAAUUAACACAGGAGGAGAAAACGAGAGCAAAGUCAGUGACUCCAAAAGAGAAGAUUUGAAAUGCACAGGUGAGGACGAAGAAGAACGCGAUGAUGAAGUGGACGUGGAGGCGACAGAGAAGAAAGAUGGAGAUGUUGAGACGACACGUGAACUGACGUCAGAUCGUUCUGGUGAAACGACCUCCAGAAAUCACUCGACCGGAGACGUUGACGUCCACGGUGGUGACGCCAGUUUCACACCUGCCAGCAGAGCAACUUCUCAGUCAUCCAGCAGAGAGGAGGGAUUCAGCGCUCCGUCUCCAGCAGCCUCUUGUGUCAUCACCCCGUCAGAGCUGGAAACGCUGCUGUCGCUGUGGAUUCUGCUCUACUGCUACUUCAUCCUCCCUCAGAUGAGCCUCUGAGUCCAGCUCCCCCUCCUGCACAUCACCCCCUUUUUUUUUCUUAAUAAGAUACACUUAUUAGCUCCGUUUUCCACAAAAUGAGCCGAGCAGGGACACUUAGCGCCGGCUUGACUCUUUAUCUGUGUCACAAUAAUUUCCCUCAAGGCAACUUUUAAUGAUUCUGUUUGCUUUUUUUUUUUUGCUGCCAGGAGAAAUAUUUUAUUUCAGAUAAACACAGACUGCUGUUGGUCUUAUUAAUAUGCAUUUUCCUCAGCCGCUUGGUCUCUUACAGCACACAGAUUAUCAGACAUGUGGAGAGUGAGGUGUGUUUUGCUGAGUGAGUGUCCGUAAAGCUUCUUUCAUUUGGAGGGUAACAACCACAUGGUGGCAUCGCAGCAUCACAACAGCAGCUUCCCUUACUGCUCUCUGUUGACUGCUGGGAAAAAAAAAAUCCCUCAUGACCUGCUGUUUUAGUUAGAAGCUGUAUUGACAUGGGGGAGAUUAAGCCGAGAGUAUUUAAUGAGCACUUCUGACAUGUCGUAGUCUCUCGCUGUGUCACUUGUGGCCGAGAAUGUGUCGCGCUUCAUUGUUUCCCCAGCAGACACGAUCAAGUUCAAGCUAAUCAACCGUGCAGUCGUUCUCAUGACGCUUUGCUGACUGUGAUGUAAAUAAUAAAUCAGAUACUUGUUCUGUGA